AUGGCUGCAGCGGGCGAUAUCAUGGAGGCGGAUAGGAUCAAUGCUGAAAGCUGUGAUGGAGAGAUGCUAACAUCAGAGAUUUGUAAGAAGGAAAGUGCUAACAUCUCCAUAUACCGCUGGCGAUAUCAUGGCAGUACAUGGAAGGCGGAUAGGAUCAAUGCUGAAAGCUGUGAUGGAGAGAUGCUAACAUCAAAGAUUUGUGAGAAGGAAAGUGCUAACAUCUCCAUAUACCGGUAUAACGAGUCCAUUAUUUGCAUCAAACAUGAUAUUCCUGAUUCUAUGGCUGCAGCUGGCGAUAUCAUGGCAAUACAUGGAAGGCGGAUAGCUAUGAUCAAUGCUAAAAGCUGUGAUGGAGAGAUGCUAACAUCAAAGAUUUGUACAGACUAUACUGGCGGUAGUAUCUGCAGGAAUUACAGUACAUGGAAGGCGGAUAGGAUCAAAGCUAAAUGCUAUGAUGGAGAGAUACUAACAUCAGGGACUUGUGAGAGGGAGAGAGAAAGUGCUAACAUCUCCAAUGUCGAUGGUAUAUUGAGUUCCAUCAUUUGCAUCGAAUAUGGCACUCCUGAUUCUAUGGUUGCAGCUGGACUUGUAGUCGAUUAUACAGUACAAGGAGUUUUGCAAGGAUCACGCGAAAGGCCUUUAAAAAGUACAAAUGAAAGGUCUUUGAAGCACAGCAGAGAUCCUAAAAUGAUUUUAGGACUCUAUAGUCGCUGCUUGAGUAUGCUGCAAAUCACGAUAGGCGUUGUCGAUUUACUACCAUACGUUAAUUAA
This is a messenger RNA of Trichoplax adhaerens, 771 nucleotides long. RefSeq lists its product as uncharacterized. The record is from RefSeq and is a predicted model, not a curated record. NCBI's taxonomy places the organism in Eukaryota, Metazoa, Placozoa, Uniplacotomia, Trichoplacea, Trichoplacidae. The transcript is spliced from 5 exons. The coding region runs from base 1 to 771 and encodes 256 amino acids.